GAGCAGUGCUGAGCCUGCAUACCACUGCUGCUGACGACUGCUCUGAUCCCACACACACACAAAGGCACACUCUCACACUCUCACACGUCACACACACAUCAUCACACCACGCUCACAGCACAGAGGCGCUUAAACUCAGCCCAGCGUUGGGAGAUGCAACCGACUGGCAGCCACUGACAACCUUCAGAGCUCAGUCGAUCCGGACACACUGUGCCUUCACCUCCAGAGAGGCCGACACACUCCUACAGCACAGAGGAAGAGCACUUGACAAAGAACACUCCAGUGACCUCCAGCAGUUGGACCGUACCUGAUCCCACAUCCUUCAAAGAAAAGGGAACCUGACUCUGGGACAGGAAGAAGGAGCUGAUCAUACCCCACCGCUGAAACACGACCCACUGGACGGAGAGAGACAGAGGGGCUGACUGUCGUCUGUGAUACCUGGGAGAGAGAGGCACGAUGCUGGCUAAAAUCCUUGAGGACAUGUGGGUGGAGCCCGAGGUGCUGCAGGCCCUCAGCGAGGAGCAGAAGAGGAUCCUCUUCUUGAAGAUGAGAGAGGAGCAGGUACGCCGCUGGAGAGUACGGGAGGAGACGGAGGAGAGGGAAGGAAGAGACUACGACAGCAACAGGCCGAAGAAAGCUGACAUUAAACACGUGAAGUGGCUGCUGGGUCGGGACGGAGACGUGAGUGUCAGCGUGUUUGGAGAGGUGGACGAGCUCAGGUCCUCCAAACUCCUCCAGAGCCUCAUGAACAACAGAGUCCACGGUGAUAGUAUGAAUGGCAUCCAGACAGUGGACUUGCUGCCAGGAAGAGAGGCCCAGCGGCUGGGCUUUAAAGAAGACAUCCAGCUGUCCCUCACAGAUGUUAGCCGUGACCCAGCCUCACCGCACGACCAGUGGUCGGAGGAGGACUCCUGCAGUGCUGACGACGACCUCAAGGACCCCGCCGAGGACAGCGACAGUGAGUCAGGCAACAGCUCGGACAACUUCGGCGACUGGAGUCCUCACAGGACCCCUUUUAGUGGCCAUGACAACCGACCGCCGCUCAAAGCCCAGCUGUCAAACACAGAGAGGGACAGAGAGAUGGUGUGUCGUGAAGAGAAAAGGUCUGACUGUGGAGGCCGCGUGGCGCAGCUCAGGAAGGCCUUCGCAGGUGAUCCUUGCAGCACGUCGUCCUACACCAAACCUCCUCUACCUGCCAAACCUGCUCACCUGCAGAAAAGAAGCACAGCAUUGGCUUACUAAGACUGAUGGUGUGUGCAGCCUGCAAGGAGAUGACGCUGUAACCCCACAGAGGCAGAGCCUGCUGUGCUGAGAAAAUAAUGACUCAGUUAGACACUGAUGGACCAGGCCGAGGCCACAUUCACUGGAAGAAAAGGAUCCUUACUUGAACCUGAGCGCUGAACUGAGAUACACUUUGUUAGGCCUCCAUUCACGAAGCGACCUGCAGACAGAGAAACGUCUGAAGGGGUGGAGUGAGAGAAAGACUUGAAAGCUUUUCAACCGAAGUCAACCUGAAUGAGAAAAUGAAGCAGCUUUGAUGUUGCCGAGUUCAAAUACGCUCACAUAGUUAGUGUGGUAUACAGGCAGACACAGAAAGAGAUGUCCAGAGGCACACACACACACACACACACACACACACACAUACACAGACUAUUGACUACAGGUAGAAAAACACUGUGGUGUAGUUUAUAAAUAAGUGUUAAUUAAGUUUUAUUAUUCAGAAGUCAUAAGCAGAGGUUUUUGGGAAUGGAAACAUGUAUUUGAUAAAAGUCCUUUUGUGCUAUUCAAAAAGCUUUAAACUGUUUUAUAUGUCUUCCAUGUAACUUCUGUCAUGUGAUAUUUUAACACCACUGACUUUCACCAGCGUUGACAACAUCUUCAUCCGGUAUAUCAAUCACAAUGGUGGAGGGGUUUAAAAUAAAAGGACUCAAUGCAUUGUAAAUAAUAAACAGACUGUAACUAUCUAGUGCCUUUA
Sebastes umbrosus (honeycomb rockfish) is the source of this 1975-nucleotide messenger RNA. RefSeq lists its product as uncharacterized. The transcript has 6 exons. Gene Ontology annotation, cellular component: cytoplasm. The coding region runs from base 457 to 1242 and encodes 261 amino acids. NCBI's taxonomy places the organism in Eukaryota, Metazoa, Chordata, Actinopteri, Perciformes, Sebastidae. The record is from RefSeq and is a predicted model, not a curated record.